Molecule: messenger RNA, 811 nt
Organism: Priapulus caudatus
Lineage: Eukaryota; Metazoa; Priapulida; Priapulimorpha; Priapulimorphida; Priapulidae
Product: zinc finger protein 239-like
Exons: 2
Source: RefSeq, a predicted model, not a curated record
GAGUUCUCGGCUGGCGCAACUAAAGAUCCACGCGCGCACGCACACGGGAGAGAUACCUUACGCAUGCGACAUAUGCGGCUCCGCCUAUACCACCUCCGGCAGCCUCAAGAAGCACUUUCUCACGCACACGGGCGAGAAACCGUACGCGUGCGAUACGUGCGGGUAUCGGUGCUCUCAGCUCAGUGGCUUACAGGCGCACGCACGCACGCACACGGGAGAGAAACCGUACGCAUGCGAUGUAUGCGAGUACAGGAGUUCUCAGCUGACGAAUCUCAAGAUCCACGCGCAGAAACCGUACGCGUGUGACAUAUGCGGCUCCUCCUACAUCUGCUCCGGGCACCUCAAGACGCACUUUCUCACGCACACGGGCGAGAAACCUUACGCGUGCGUCGCAUGCGAAUACAGGACUUGCUACCGCGAGAACCUGAAAAUGCACAUGCGAACGCACACGGGAGAGAAACCGUAUGCGUGCGAUGUAUGCGAGUACAGGUGUUCUCAGCGGGGGAAUCUCCAGAGCCACGCGCGCACGCACACGGGAGAGAAACCUUACGCGUGCGAUAUAUGCGGCUCUGCCUACACCAACUCCGGCAGCCUCAAGAAGCACUUUCUCACGCACACGGGCGAGCAACCUUACGCGUGCGACGCGUGGCUGAGUACAGGAACUUGCUACCGGCGAGAGCCUGAAGACUCACAUGCGAACGCACACGGGAGAGAAACAUACGCGGCGAUGUAUGCAGAGUACAGGUGUCGCGCGCGCGAGUCUCCAGAGCCACGUGCGCACGCACAGGAGAGAGAAACCGUACGCGUGUGA